This is a messenger RNA of Melospiza melodia melodia, 2377 nucleotides long. RefSeq names its product von Hippel-Lindau tumor suppressor (gene VHL). Lineage: Eukaryota; Metazoa; Chordata; Aves; Passeriformes; Passerellidae. The record is from RefSeq and is a predicted model, not a curated record. The transcript has 3 exons. The coding region runs from base 1 to 513 and encodes 170 amino acids.
AUGUCGCCGCCAGGCCCGGGGCGCCCGGGCGGGGCUGGGCCCGAGGCCGAGGCCGGCUCCGAGUCCGGGUCCGUGCUGCGCUCGGUCAACACGCGGGAGCUCUCCGAGGUCGUGUUCAACAACCACAGCCCCCGCUGCGUGCUGCCCGUCUGGCUGGACUUCGAGGGCCGGCCGCGCUGCUACCCGGUGCUGCAGCCGCGCAGCGGGCGCGUCAUGCGCAGCUACCGGGGGCACCUCUGGCUGUUCCGGGAUGCAGGGACCUAUGACGGGCUGCUCGUCAACCAGCAGGAGCUGUUCGUGGCAGCCCCCAAUGUGACCAAAGCUGACAUCACACUGCCAGUGUUCACCCUGAAGGAGAGGUGUCUGCAGGUUGUGCGCAGCCUGGUCAGCCCCAUGGACUACAGGAAACUGGACAUUGUUCAGUCACUAUACGAAGAGCUGGAGGAUCAUCCUGACAUUUGGAAGGAUCUUCGGCGGCUCUCUCUGGAGAGGAGUGAAGCACUGAGGAACUAAAUUGUGGAAUAACAGCAUUAUUCACUUCAGACUCCUCAUUACAAACCACUGAGCGAGCAGUGAGAGUCGCCAGGACACACACCAGCUGAUGCCUCCGUUUAACGUUUUGAAACAUAAACUCAGUAACUUUGGUGACAGUUAAAUCCCAAAGACUGAACAGCACUGGGAGGCAUGCUGGGUUCUGAUGGUUCAGUUAAUCUCUUCAUUGCAGCUAUCGCAAACUGUAGGGUAAGAUCAGGGCAGCUAAAUGGAAAAUAUUCAUACAAAGUAAUUUUCAUUGUAGUAGAAAGCAAAUUACACCAAGGAUUAAUUUAGCCCUGACUAAUGGUUGUAAGAGUCAUGAGUGUUGUUUGAGUAAUUUGUUUUGAUGGAAUUUCCCUUUCACAUGGUGCCUCAAUGUGCCUGUGGGUCACAGAGCAUGAGGGGUUUGUACAUGAGGUUUGUUUUCUAGCAGUGCCUGAGGGUCUGACAAACGUUACACUGGUGGAAAGAUGAUGUGUAAAUGCUUGCAGGUUAUUCUGCCUCUUACCUUUCCAUGUACAAAACCAUGUCCUAUCAGCUCUAGGUCUGACAUGUUUUUACUGUCAUCAUAUCUCAAAUGCCUUAUUUGCCUUUGUCAUAGGAUUCUUGCCUGGCUGAUCUCAGCCCCACAGAGCAGACCCUCAUUUUGGAACACCCUUGUCCCCCACAGCUGCUUCCCCAGCAGCCUGUGCAGGGUUCACAGGAGGUGGAGGCUUUAAGUUCUGUCUUUUCCCCUGGCAGUGCUGUAGUCCAGGUUGUAGUAGGAGGCCUUUUCAGGGAGCGUGGCCUCUCGAGCUGCCUGUGUCUUCUCAGGACCCAUGGGAGCUGUACUGGCUCACACAGCCAGCUCACAAACAGGGCCGUGCUUGCGGCAGGCUGGAGAAGGAGAGAUGAUAUUUCUUUGCCUGUAUUCUGUAUUCCCCACAUCUCAGCGGAAUGUGCUCUGGUGUGAACACAGAGAGUUCAAAGCAGCGUAGUUUAGUGUUACAUGAAUUGUCCAUCAAGCAAGAUGUGGUGCAGCUCAGGUUAGAAGCAGAUUGGAUAGAUUAACUAAAGCAGGUUAUUUCUGUGAAUAUGUUUCUCUCCAGUUAUACAUUUUGAGAAUAGCUGUGAAACCGAGAAUCUCAAUGUAUUUUGUAAGUAUGCAAUGUCUCCCUAUUUGUAAACUUGUUUGUGUUAUAUAUUUGAAGAAAUUGAUCUUUGACAUAAAAAUGGAAAUGCCUGCUAGCUUUCUGACUGUAAUUCUGUCAGGUUAAGUCCCCAGUGCCUCCGUGUAUUCUCUUCAUACAGACACUGAUGAUAGUCUGACAGUCGCUGUGGUUGGGCAGUAAACAGACACUUUGGACUGUAGAGCCUGCCCAGCCCAUUGCUGCAGGGCUGUGUUGUGGCUCUCGUGAACUCUGAGCACAGCUUCAGGCAGCGUCUGGGCAGGAACGGGGCUGCUGCCCAGUUCUGCUCUUAGCACCUCUCACAUUUCUCUGAGGGGAAAGUGAGCCCAUGCAGGGCUCUGGAGCAGACUGGGGUCAGUGCCCCGGGGAGCCUGAGCGUGGGAGAGCCUGAGCUGUUCCCUGCUCCUGGCCCUUCCUGAGGGGAGGUUCCCCCUGCUGUCUGUGGGGCUGUGCGCUGCAGUGAGCAUGGCAGCAUCGCUGACCUGCUUGGCUGCAGCUUUUCCUGCAAUGUGAAUUGGUAUUAGGUGUUGGUUUUAACAAUCUGUACAUGGCACACACCUUCUGGGUAUUUCUGAGUUGGGCAGGGUCUGUGAUUUCUUGUGUUUCUUAUUAGAGUGCAUUUCUCGGUUCUGGAGUGCUCCCUUGGAUCAGAAUAAAAGAUUGGAGAAACCCCA